Molecule: messenger RNA, 1614 nt
Organism: Cicer arietinum (chickpea)
Lineage: Eukaryota; Viridiplantae; Streptophyta; Magnoliopsida; Fabales; Fabaceae
Biological process (GO): double-strand break repair
Cellular component (GO): PML body; cytoplasm
Molecular function (GO): single-stranded DNA binding; 5'-tyrosyl-DNA phosphodiesterase activity
Source: RefSeq, a predicted model, not a curated record
UUUAAAAUUAGAAAGACGAAUGGUUGCGGUGGUUUCCCAUUCCUUUUUAAACCCUAGAAAUUUAAAACUGAAGCACCAUCAACAUUUUCCAACCUUUCUCCACAUUUCAUCAUCUCCAAUGUCUUGGUCAUGCAACAAAUGCACUUUCCUCAAUCCCCCUUCUCAAAAUUCCCAAUGCCGAAUAUGUUUUUCCUCACGUCCCUCUCCAUCUCCUUCCGCUUCUUUUUCUUCUUCUUCUUCUUCUUCUUCUUCUUCUUCUUCUUCUUCUUCUUCUUCUUCUUCUUCUUCCUCAAAAUGGUCCUGCAAAGCUUGCACACUUUUGAACUCUUACAAACACUCCACUUGCUAUCUCUGCGGCACACGAUGCCCCGUUCUUUCCCUUUCCACCAUGCACGAUUCAACUGACCUGGGUAACGAUUCUUCCGUCGGUUCCGUUUUCUUGCCUCUUCGACCUUGCAAAAGGAAGAUCGAUUCCUCUCAAGAUUCUGAUCAACCACUACACGCUAACAAGUCCGCUAAGCUCAUUGAUCUUACUGAGAAAGUUGAUUCUGGAAAAGAUUUGAGUUCGGUGAAGAUUUUAAGCUACAAUGUUUGGUUCCGUGAAGACUUGGAGUUGCAAAAGAGAAUGAAAGCUAUUGGUGACCUUAUUCAGUUGCAUUCUCCCGAUUUUAUCUGUUUUCAGGAGGUUACUUACAAUAUAUAUGACAUUUUCAAGCGAUCCUCUUGGUGGAAUGUAUAUCAUUGUUCAGUUGCUUCUGAAAAGGCUUAUUCAAGACCUUACUAUUGUAUGCUGUUAAGCAAACUUCCUGUGAAAUCUUUUCACACCAAAUCAUUUAGCAACUCUAUAAUGGGAAGAGAACUUUGCAUUGCUGAAGUGGAGGAUGUGGGCGGAAAAUCAUUAGUUGUGGCCACUAGCCAUCUCGAGAGUCCCUGUCCGGCACCUCCGAAAUGGGAUCAAAUGUUUAGCAAGGAACGAGUGGAGCAGGCUAAUGAGGCUCUGAACCUUCUCAAGAGUCACCCUAAUGUUAUUUUUGGAGGUGACAUGAACUGGGAUGACAAACAUGAUGGUCAAUAUCCUUUACAAGAGGGGUGGGUUGAUGCCUGGUCAGCGCUAAGACCAAAUGAAACUGGUUGGACAUAUGAUACCAAGUCAAAUAAGAUGCUGUCAGGCAAUCGUACCCUCCAAAAACGAUUGGAUCGUUUUGUUUGUCAUUUACGUGAUCUUAAGAUAAGCAGUAUUGACAUGAUUGGGAUGGAUGAAAUACCAGGUGUCUCAUACAACAAAGACAAGAAAGUAAGAAACGAGAUCAAACAACUGGUACUCCCUGUUUUGCCCAGUGAUCAUUACGGCCUCCUCUUGACAAUUUCCAGUAAGUAGUUAUCCCUGUGAAAUCUUACUGAUGAAACACUUUUUCUAGUAAGUAGUUAUCCCUGUGAAAUCUUACUGAUGAAACACUUUUUCUCACUGCCAUUGAUAUAUCUUAGGCAUGCGCUGCAUGCGAUUUUGUAUAGACCAUAUGAAAUAUGUCAACGCUGUAAUUAAAAUGUGUCAAAACUUUUAUUGACCAUUUUGCGUAUAAAUAUUUUCAAAGUAUUGCAUGAACUUUGUCUUUA